AUUAAAGAAAGGAAUCCAUGAAUUCAAAUGGAAACCAACAGGAACCGAGAGGCUGAGAAAAUGAUCGAAUCGGUGGUUAAAAUAUAGCCCGAUGGCACAUUUCGAGAGUUUUUAUACGGGAUGCGUUUCGCUUUUAGACUAAUUUCUGCGAUGGAGGAGUAACACAGGACGGGGGUUUUUAUUUUUUUUUAUUUUUUUUAAAAGCAAGAGACCGUUUUAGGGCCAAGGGGGAGGGGGGAGAGUUGCUUCUUUGCUCUCCUUUUUCUUUUUUUUUGUUUUAUGAACAUUAUUUUUGUAAAGCUUCCUGUGUGCUUUUGUGGGAAAUGUCCACAUAGAGAGACUCUCUUUUCUUCGCUCCACACGGGGAGGUUGUUGAAUUAACUCUCCUGUAGCCAAAUGUUGCAAAAAAUUAUUUAAGACCUGCACAUCUCCUUUUUUUUUUUUUUUUUUUUUUUUUUUCUUCUUUUUUUUUUUGGAUUCCCUUUGAAUUGUAUCUUCAUUUUCCCUGGACGUGAAAUGAUGGAGAGUUGGACAUAUCAGUGAAGAAAGGAUGAGUUCUUGUUAUGUACCAAACGGGGCCAGCUUGGAGGAUUGCCAUUCCAAUCUAUUCUGUCUGGCUGACUUGACAGGGAUCAAAUGGAAGAGGUUUGUGUGGCAGGGUCCCACCUCUGCACCCAUCCUCUUCCCGGUAACAGAAGAGGACCCCAUCCUGUGCAGCUUCAGCCGCUGCCUGAAGGCCGACGUGCUCAGCGUAUGGCGGCGCAGCCAGCGGCCGGGCCGGAGGGAGCUUUGGCUGUUCUGGUGGGGGGACGACCCGAACUUUGCAGAUCUCAUCCACCAUGAGCUUGCAGCCGAGGAUGACGGCCUGUGGGAGAACGGCCUUUCCUACGAAUGUCGCACGCUCCUCUUCAAAGCCAUCCACAACCUGCUGGAGCGCUGCCUCAUGAACCGCAGCUUCGUCCGCAUCGGGAAGUGGUUUGUCAAACCCUACGAGAAGGACGAGAAGCCCAUCAACAAGAGUGAGCACCUAUCCUGCGCCUUCACCUUCUUCUUGCACGGCGAGAGCAACGUAUGCACCAGUGUGGAGAUCAACCAGCAUCAGCCCGUCUACCACCUGACGGACGAGCACCUCACGUUGGCUCAGCAGGCGUCCAGCCCCUUCCAAGUCAUCCUGAGUCCUUUCGGCCUGAACGGGACACUCACCGGCCAGUCGUUCAAGAUGUCAGACCCGCCCACGCAGAAGCUGAUUGAGGAGUGGAACCAGUUCUAUCCCAUCAGCCCCAGCGCCAAGGAGAGUGCGUCGGAGGACAAGGCGGAGGACAUGGACUGGGAGGAUGAGUCUCUUGCCUCUGUGGAGGUCCUCGUAGGUGGUGUGCGGAUGGUGUACCCAGCAUGCUUAGUGCUGGUGCCCCAGUCAGAUAUCCCAGUUGUGGCCCCUGUGGGGUCCUCGCACUGCACUGCCGUCUACUCGGGUGGCCACCAAGUGCCUGCGUCCCAGCGAGAGCCCGCCAUGUCUCUGGUGACCCUCACCCCUCCCACAUCGCCUGAGGAGGCGCAAACAGUGGACUCUCACUCGGCCCAGAAGUGGGUGAAAAUGCCUUCCUCAACGGAUGCGUUCAGUUUGGACAGAACGAGUCAUCAUGGAGGCAAGAUCCCUCGCCGGCUAGCCAGUCAUGUGGUGGAGCGCGUCUGGCAAGAGUGCAAUAUCAACCGAGCACAGAACAAGCGGAAAUUCUGCGCAGCGACCAACGGUACCUGUGACGAGGAUCUGGCCGAGAAAGUGGGAGCCUGGGAUUUUGUGGAGCCUUCCCAGAGGUCGUACUGCAGCUGCUCCAGAUACAAAUCAGUGAAGCAGCGAGCAGGCAGCACCCCCGGACAACCUCAGUCUGCAGGACAACCCACCCAGCCCGCUACCAAGCACAAAGCCGGGGGAGAGAAGCCGGAGAAAGGUGACAAGCAGCUAAAAAGACCUCAGACGCCGUUCCAUCAUCGCAGCCUGGCCUGUGACGACGCUUCACUAGAGACGGAGACUUCAGCCGGACAAAGGUUAGCCAUGAGAGGCCAGGACGGAGGAAGAUUCACUACUAUACGAUCAACGGAUGUCUCUACCAUACAAAAAGCCCCCCAGCUACACAGUGGGGUCAACACAGGAGCGUCUGAACACACCAACUCCCCACAACCCCCACCACUUAGCCCCCACCCCUGCGAGCGUAGCGAGGAGUCAGGGGAGGGCAUGAAGAACCCUUCAACCCCCAACAGUCAACACUUUUACCAGCCGCCCCCAGAGCCCUGUCUAGUCGGGAUGAAGGGUGGCGGCGAGGAUCCCGGAGGUCAAGAAGGUCUAAGUCAGCACUUCCACUCGCAUCACUCCCACCCCGGAGGUUCGACCUACUCCGAUCCUCCUGAACCCAGCAUGUACGUGGGCACGGCGGUCAACCUGGAGGAGGACAGCUCACACGCACCGUGGCGGUUAUUCAACCUCCCACGCAGGAAAGAAGCCGAGAUGCAGACGCCGCUGCUGCCCGGGGACAAACUGAGGGAAGACGCCUCGGCAUCACAGGACAACGUGGUGUCAGUUACAGAGGUGAUGUCCACAUCUAAAUGGCCUCUGAAGGUGUCUGAAGAACGGCUCCAGAUGUAUCGAGCCAGGAGGAACCAGUACCUGUCUGCUGCCAUCACCGACGGAGACCACGAGCCGGAGGUGGACCCCUACGCCUUCGAGGAAGGAGAUGUGAAGUUCACAUUCUCUAACAAGAAGGAUAAGGGAGGAGGGGAGCGCGAGCCAGGCAAGAAACAUAAGGGUGAAGAUGGAGGAACAGGGCCAUCGGAUGAUGCUCAGCGGGCGGCAGCUCACAACCGCAUGGCCUCCACCAGCCUGAUCCACGAGACGGACCUGGUGGUGUCCAUCGACGACCUGGACAACCUCUUCAACUCGGACGAGGACGAUCUGGCGCCCGGCUCCAGACGAACGGUGAAUGGAACGGACGAGAAAUUUGGCAGCAAGGAACCCAAGCCCUCCACGCUGGACCCGGUGUCCUGCAUCAGUUCAGCAGACCUGCACCAGAUGUUUCCCACGCCUCCCUCCUUAGAGCAGCACAUCAUGGGCUACUCUCCCAUGAACAUGUGCAGCAAAGACUACGGCAGCAUGGAGGCCAACACGGGCAUGACCAUGCUGGACGGUACCUCGGCCCUGGCAGGUCACUUCAAGAUCGAGGUGGAGGAGAGUUUCUGCAGCCCCAAGCCAUCAGAGAUCAAGGACUAUUCAUUUGUGUUCAAGCCAGAGCUGUGCCAGGCCUUCGUAGGCUGCUCCAUGUUCGCUCCUCUGAAGACAUUGCCCAGCCAGUGUCUCCCGCCCGUCAAAAUACCGGAGGAGUGCAUCUACAGGCCGAGCUGGACCAUGGGCAGGGAGAUGCUCAACCCUGUGCCUGUCAUGAACUUCCUCAACAAGGACAGUAACAUCCCCAGUGUUGGCAGCGCCUUGGAUCAGGACUACAGUCAAAGCUACACCCCUCAAACCCACACCCCCUUCAUGUCAAACAGUGCCCCACCAAGUAACAGUGGAACGGGCAUCCUGCCUUCACCCGCCACCCCGCGUUUCUCUGCACCCACCCCACGUACACCUCGAACACCACGCACGCCUCGAGGCCCCUCCAGUGUCCAAGGCUCGCUCAAGUACGAGAACUCGGACCUUUACUCACCAGCGUCCACCCCCUCCACCUGCCGACCGCUCAACUCUGUAGAGCCGGCGACUGUCCCCUCCAUCCCCGAGGCGCACAGCCUUUACGUCACCCUCAUCCUCUCUGAGUCGGUCAUGAACCUUUUCAAGGACUGCAACUUCGACAGCUGCUGCAUCUGUGUGUGUAACAUGAACAUCAAAGGAGCUGACGUCGGCGUGUACCUGAGUGACCCCGGUGGUGAGGCCCAGGAAACCUGUGGCUGCGGCUUCAGCGCCGUGGUCAACAGGCGAUACGGCAACGGCUCGGGUCUCUUCCUGGAGGACGAGCUGGACAUUAUCGGCCGCGGCUCGGACGUCAGCAGGGAGGCAGAGAAGCGCUUUGAGGAGCUGCGGCUCUCAUCGCUGGAGAAAUCUGGAGUUGGGAGGGGCGACCGAGUCCCAGAUGAGCUGAUUCUCCUCCUGAAAGAUCAGUGCACCAACCCCUUUUCACCCAUUUCAACGCUUGAGCAUGACAUCGUGAUGCGGGGGCCGAGCUGGGCUCCUGUACCGGCCUGUGUGAGGGUGGAGGAGAGGGACUACCACAGCGACUGCUACAUGGCUCUGGAGCACGGCCGGCAGUUUAUGGACAACAUGUCAGGGGGCAAAGUGGACGAGGCGCUGGUCAAAAGCACCUGUCUGCACCACUGGGAUAAACAAAACGCGGUGGACGUGAGUGCGCUGUGCUCUCAGGACGUUCUGCGGGUGCUGAUGUCCCUCCAGCCCGUUCUCCAAGACGCCAUCCAGAAGAAGAGGACAGUAAGGUCGUGGGGCGUUCAGGGUCCCCUCACCUGGCAGCAGUUCCACAAGAUGGCUGGACGGGGCUCUUACGGCACAGACGAGUCCCCAGAGCCCUUGCCCAUCCCCACCUUCCUGGUGGGUUACGAGUACGACUUUGUGGUGCUGUCUCCGUUCGGUCUGCCCUACUGGGAGAAACUGCUGCUGGAUCCUUUCGGCUCCCAGCGGGACGUCGGGUACCUGGUGGUUUGUCCUGACAACGAGGCUCUGCUCAGCGGUGCCAAAAGCUUCUUCCGUGACCUCACAGCUGUUUACGAGUCGUGUCGACUGGGUCAGCACCGGCCCAUCUCCAAAGGUUACCCUGAUGGCAUCGUCCUCGUCGGUGGCAGCGGAGCCAAGAGCCUCGUGGAUGAGCCCAUCAGUGAAUGGUUUCUAAAGGCUGCCAGCGGCAACAGCGACGCCUUCACUAAACUCAAACUCUAUGCACAAGUGUGCCGCCACAACCUCGCUCCAUACCUCGCUUCACAGCCAUUGGACAGUUCCCUCCUCAUGCAGCCCACUCCCCCAACCUCGUCCAGCCAGUCAUCAUCAUCCACACAACUUUCUAACUCCACCUCCAGCACCGUCGGCUCGGUCAACUCUGCGGGCUCCUCGGUUUCCAGCGGCAACAGCGGAUCCACAAACGGCUCUGCGUCAUCCAACAGCCUGGUGACAUCCUCGGGCCAGCCUGGCAGCGGGAUGGCGUCUGCUAAGCCAUCCUCGUUCCCCCCCUUUGGGAGCAUGAACAGCCAGGGCCAGGGAGGAGCCCCCCAGAGCGGACAGCUGGGACAGCAAGCUGGUACUCAGAACACCGGCACCUCAGGGGACAACUCCAGCAGCCAGGCCCAGGGGCCCCCUGAGCCUCCUGAAAGCACUUUGGAACGUGAAAAGAUCGGCGUGCCCACAGACGGUGAGUCGCACGCCAUCACGUAUCCACCUGCCAUCGUUGUUUACAUCGUGGACCCCUUCAGCUAUGAGGAGGCUGACGGCGGUCAGGGCCCGGUACCCGCCCACUCCAGUGUGUGGACGCUGGGUUUGCUACGCUGCUACCUUGAGAUGCUUCAGUUCCUGCCCCCACAUAUCCGCAACUCUAUCUCAGUACAGAUCGUCCCUUGCCAGUACCUCCUUCAGCCAGUGCGAGGUGAAGACCGUCACAUCUACGCCCAGCACCUCAAGUCUCUCGCCUUCUCUGUUUUCGCUCAGUGCAGACGGCCACUGCCCACCUCCACCAACGUCAAGUCACUGACGGGCUUCGGCCCGGGGUUGGCCAUCGACACAGCACUGAAGAGCCCCGAGAGGCCCGAGUGUCUGCGUCUGUAUACACCUCCGUUCAUUCUGGCGCCAGUGAAGGACAAGCAGACGGAGCUCGGGGAGACGUUCGGGGAGGCGUCGCAGAAAUACAACGUGCUGUUUGUAGGAUACUGUCUGUCACAUGACCAGCGCUGGCUCCUGGCUACGUGCACUGACCUGUAUGGGGAACUCCUGGAGACCUGCAUCAUCAACAUAGAUGUUCCCAACAGGGCGCGGAGGAAAAAGGGCUCCGUGCGACGGUACGGCCUGCAGAAGCUGUGGGAUUGGUGCUUGGGCCUGGUACAGAUGACAUCAGUCCCCUGGAGGGUGGUGAUUGGCCGACUGGGCAGGAUAGGACACGGAGAGUUAAAAGACUGGAGUAUUCUGCUGAGCAGGAGGAACCUCCAGUCACUGAGUCGCCGUCUGAAGGAAAUGUGUCGAAUGUGUGGCAUCUCCGCCUCCGAUACUCCCAGCAUCCUCAGCGUGUGCUUGGUUGCCAUGGAGCCCCAGGGAUCCUUUAUCAUCAUGCCCGACUCCGUGUCGACGGGCUCAGUGUUUGGCCGCAGCACCACCCUGAACAUGCAGACGUCCCAGCUGAACACCCCACAGGACACCUCCUGCACCCACAUCCUGGUCUUCCCCACCUCCGCCUUCGUCCAGGUGUCCAGCUCCAAUUACACCAACAUCGACCCCAACAUCGACAUCCUCAACGCCACCACGGAUGAUUCAGAUGCUAUCGGGAUCUUUGCCCUGCUGGAUCAGGAGAACGAGUUUGUGGACCCUGACAUCAUCAACAUCUCGCCCAACACUUCACCUGUGCACUCCCCUGGCUCUCAUUACCACCAUGGAGGUGAUGGCAGCAAGGGCCAGAGUACGGACCGUAUGGAGUCUCAUGAAGAGGUUCCUAACCUCCUGCAGCAGCCUCUCGCCCUGGGCUACUUUGUUUCCACGGCUAAAGCCGGCCCGCUACCCGACUGGUUCUGGUCAGCCUGUCCGCAGGCUCAGAACCAGUGUCCACUCUUCCUCAAGGCCUCUUUGCACCUCCAUGUGUCUUCAGUGCAAUCAGAUGAACUACUGCCCAGCAAACACUCCCACCCCCUCGACUCCAAUCAGACCUCAGACGUACUCAGAUAUGUGCUGGAGCAGUACAACGCCCUCUCCUGGCUGACAUGUGACCCUGCAACACAGGACCGACGAUCGUGUCUCCCCAUUCACUUUGUGGUGCUCAACCAGCUGUACAACUUCAUCAUGAACAUGUUGUAACCAACGUUCACAGGGAGAGGAUGAGUAGGGAGGGGGGGGGGGAGUGUGUGUACGGUGCAGGGGAAACAUUUUUCAGUGGAGAGGAAAUCGACGACUCCGAAGGGUGUUUCAUGGACACUGAAGAAAAACUGCAAGAACCAGACCACAUCACAGAGCUGGAUCCUGCUGCACCGAGACUGGAUUUAGACGGCUGUUUUAAGCUGAGGCGGUCCUGUCCCCCCCCCCUUCCCCCUCCCCCUUAUGGCUGUUACUGGAGGAGACAGUCCUGUCCCUGUGAUUUUAGAGACGUGCACGUAGAGACAAGGGAAUAAAGAAGACGGAGGAAUAAAUGAACGUGAGAGAAUGACAGAUUGGUUUUCAUGAUAUGUAGCAUGGCAGCACAGUCCCUGGCCAGUCUGUGUUGGAGAGAAGAGUCUAUCUGCGGAAGAAAAGGGACAUACGUGAUCAAGGAAAAACUCAAGAAUGGAUCUUUAGGUUUUAAGAUCGAAAGAUUCCUUUUUAUUCCUUUGGAUGAAAUAGUAUCCAAAAGAAAUGCCUGCAUCUAUCUUAUUUAUUGUAAGUUUUUAAAUGUAUAAUUUGUCUUAUUUCUUAACCUCUUUUAUAUAUAUAUAAAUAUAUAUAUAUAAAAAAUGGAGAAGGUUUAUAUCACCUUCUGGCUUUAAAGCAAUUGGUCUAAGAUAUAUGUAAUCGUCUUAAUUAAAAAAAACAACCAGGAAAAAAACAGAAAAAUGAACUACGGUCCCAGUAGGUUGCUUUUAGAGUAUUAUUUUUUGUAAUGGAGACAGAAUAUUUGUAUUGUUACCAUGUACAGAAGAGUCAGAGUGGAAAAUUAUGUUUUCAUGCCUUUGAGCAUGACGGACUUACAGCCAAGCUGUAGCUACAGAGGACUUGUACAGCAAUGAACUUCACUGUGUUCAAAUAAAGAGGUACAUUGUUGUAUAUAAUAUUUUAUACCACACAUUUAGACACAAAAACCAAACGGCAAUAUAUAUAAAUAAUUAUAUAUGGACGCCAUGCCAGCAGCUGGUGGUGUGGCUUCUGUUUUAGGAAUAAAGUGCGUCAUCUUA
Labrus mixtus (cuckoo wrasse) is the source of this 8109-nucleotide messenger RNA. RefSeq names its product mediator complex subunit 13a (gene med13a). Gene Ontology annotation, biological process: regulation of transcription by RNA polymerase II. The record is from RefSeq and is a predicted model, not a curated record. The transcript is spliced from 30 exons. Gene Ontology annotation, molecular function: transcription coregulator activity. Gene Ontology annotation, cellular component: mediator complex. Lineage: Eukaryota; Metazoa; Chordata; Actinopteri; Labriformes; Labridae. Bases 551 to 7042 code for a protein of 2163 amino acids.